CAGCCCACAGCCCACAGCCCACAGCCCACAGCCCAAAGCUUUCAUCACACAGCUUUCUACCAAACAGUAUCUACUAUUCACAAUGUUCUCAGCAAUUCUCAAGAUCAUCGAGACUCUUCUCCCUCUGUUGCUGGCUAUGCGUCCUCAGAAGUUCAACCCAAAGAAGUAUGACCCGUCAGUCGCAUGGAAGUUGAUGCAGGCGGUCGCGCUCAUUGUCAUGCUUCUCGGCGGCGAAGACCCCGCAUUCUGGAAACAGUUUUUCGAGGUUGACAAUCCCGAUAUGCCCGCUGGUCUGCGCGUUACCAUUAUUGAGUUGUAUAUUCGCCCGUAUCAAGCUCUUCUGGAGUACAGCAAGAAUCGACGCCCGCAUGAUUCAAGCGACGAAGAGGAAGAUACCAUGGACGAAGAAGCAUCAUCUGCCGGAGCCGACGAAGCUGUCCUCCACGAGAUUCUUUUCGGCACAGGAUCGGGUCCCGAGUCAGACACGCAGGCAACAGCACCCCAGCCAGAGCCAGCUAGCAACUCAUACCUGAUGUCGAAAUGGGCAUCGUUGAAGCGUGCAUUCUUUCCCACCCGCGGCCAAGCCACCGAGUCGUCGUCCAGCAGCGAGUUGCCGUCCAUCAGCCACAACACUGAGUCGCCGUCUAACAGCCAAAACAUCAAGUCGCCGUCCAACGGCCAAAACAUGAAGUUGGCGGCGAUUCAGGCAUGGCGUCAGGCGCUUUCAGCUGGCCACCCAUACCUGAGACCUACGGCGACUCAGUCAACGCGUUCGGCAGUCCCAUAUACGCGCUCAAGCUUGCAGCCUACACCGAGUGAUCUCUCGCGUCCCACUGUGCCACUUGCCCGCUCAAGCUUGAAGCCUGCACCGGUUGAUAUGUCGCCGCAGGUCGAUUACUCGCGUCCGGUGUUACAGGUCAACUUUGCGAGGGAGCCGUUGGCUGAUCUGUUGGACCGUCCGACGUAUCCAUCAGUCUUGAACUCAAUUCCAACAAAGACUUCAUGGACGCGUCCGGCAGUGUCAGCUGGCAACCCGUACGUGAAGCCGACCUCGACUCAGUCAACAAGUCCGUGGGUGCCGACCAGGAGCCCGAUCAAGGCAAGACCAGUUCCGGUCUCGCAUAUGAAGAUGCCGACACUCAGCACAUUCGGUAUGACAUCAGCGACUCAGUCGACUCAUUCGGGGGUGCCCGCCCCGAGUGCGUCGCAGAGCGCUCCCACACUCGAGAACCGCCGCACAACUCUCAAUAUGGGAAAGCCGGUUCAGCCAGAGAAGCCAAAGACCAAGAUUUCGCAUCCGUUUAGCGCAUAUUCAAGACCGUUUGGACGAGGGUUUACGUUGAAGCAGAAGCAGACAUCGCAAGACCCAGUCUUGCAGGCUUUUGUUCCCCCCGCUCAAGAGAAGACGUCGGAGCAGACAUCGCAAGACACGCAAAAGGCAGUCUCACCUGCUCCCGUCUUUUCCACAUCGCGCAAACACUUCUGUCAAAGUGAAGGUGAAAACGACAGCAGCCCCCGUCCUUCGAAGAGACGUCGUUUCACAUCACCAGACAGCAGUCCGGAAUUCGAGGUCCAUGAGUUCUUGCCCGGAGCGCCCAACCGCGCAGAGCUCCCUCGUCCUAGUCCUCUAUACGGUGAGGCUACUGCCGCAGAGUUCCAGCAUCACCACCACGAGUCGGCCAACCAAUACUUCGGGGGUUGCGGAUCCCGAUAGUGGGCUCUCGAGCCCACAGAUGCGGUUAUCGGAAGAGGAGACAGCGCGCGAGCUGUCGACCUCUGCGGUUUCAGAGCCUUCACAUGUUGCGGACUACGCAGGGUAAGG
This is a messenger RNA of Myxozyma melibiosi, 1822 nucleotides long. RefSeq lists its product as uncharacterized. The record is from RefSeq and is a predicted model, not a curated record. NCBI's taxonomy places the organism in Eukaryota, Fungi, Ascomycota, Lipomycetes, Lipomycetales, Lipomycetaceae. The coding region runs from base 83 to 1714 and encodes 543 amino acids. The transcript is spliced from 3 exons.